Aptenodytes forsteri (emperor penguin) is the source of this 4495-nucleotide messenger RNA. It is a transcript of the gene RIMS2, whose product is annotated as regulating synaptic membrane exocytosis 2. The annotation marks the transcript as partial. The record is from RefSeq and is a predicted model, not a curated record. The transcript is spliced from 32 exons. Gene Ontology annotation, biological process: calcium ion-regulated exocytosis of neurotransmitter; regulation of synaptic plasticity; regulation of membrane potential. Gene Ontology annotation, cellular component: presynaptic membrane; cytoskeleton of presynaptic active zone. Lineage: Eukaryota; Metazoa; Chordata; Aves; Sphenisciformes; Spheniscidae. Gene Ontology annotation, molecular function: transmembrane transporter binding; small GTPase binding.
GAAAAGAAGCCCAUCAAUAUCAAGAGAACAGAACAGAAGAUACGACCAAAGGGACGAGAGAGACGAAUAUUCACAGUAUGCUACAUCAGACAGUGCAAUGCCCAGGUCACCAUCAGAUUAUUCAGAUAGGCGGUCGCAGCGUGGGCCUCAGUUAUAUGAAGAACCUGAACUGGGUGAUUAUAGAGAUUCCAACAGAAGGAGUCGCAGGCGUUCCAAGGAGUAUCCGGUAGAUGAGGAAGAUGCACAAAACAGGGAAGAAUAUGAAAGGCAACGGAGGGAAGAGGAAUACCAGGCACGAUACCGAAGUGAUCCUAAUUUGGCUCGUUACCCAGUCAAGCCACAACCGUAUGAGGAACAAAUGCGUAUCCAUGCUGAAGUGUCCCGAGCACGUCAUGAACGGAGACAUAGUGAUGUCUCAUUGGCAAAUACAGAGUUGGAAGAUUCUCGGAUGUCUAUGCUGAGGAUGGAACGACCGUCAAGACAAAGAUCAGUGUCUGAGCGCAGGGCUGCCAUGGAAAAUCAACGUUCAUACUCUAUGGAAAGAACUCGAGAGGCUCAGGGACCAAGUCCCAAUCGUCAGAGGACCACAAAUCAUAGCCCUCCUACACCUAGGAGGAGUCCAGUUCCUCUGGAAAGACCAGACAUGAGGCGCUCUGAUUCAUUAAGGAAACAACACCAUUUGGAUCCCAAUUCUGCCGUACGGAAAACAAAACGUGAAAAGAUGGAGACCAUGUUACGGAAUGAUUCGCUCAGCUCAGACCAGUCUGAAUCUGUCAGACCUCCACCACCAAAGCCCCAUAAAACAAAAAAGGGAGGUAAAAUGCGCCAGGUUUCAUUAAGUAGCUCAGAAGAAGAAUUGGCAUCCACUCCAGAGUAUACGAGUUGUGAUGAUGUAGAGAUUGAAAGUGAAAGUGUUAGUGAAAAAGGGGACAGUCAAAGGGGAAAAAGAAAAACUAGGGAACAGGCAGUUUUGUCGGAUUCUAACACCUUAUCCGAGAGGCAAAAGAAAAUGGUGUGCUUUGGUGGCCACUCUUUGGAAGAGGACUUGGAAUGGUCUGAGCCUCAGAUAAAAGACUCUGGGGUAGAUACGUGUAGUAGCACAACUCUAAACGAGGAACAUAGCCAUAGCGAGAAGCAUCCAGUAACUUGGCAACCAUCCAAAGAUGGAGACCGUCUCAUUGGUCGGAUUUUGUUAAAUAAACGACUAAAAGAUGGAAGUGUGCCUAGAGACACAGGAGCAAUGCUUGGAUUGAAGGUAGUAGGAGGAAAGAUGACUGAAUCAGGUCGACUCUGCGCAUUUAUCACCAAAGUUAAAAAAGGAAGCUUAGCUGAUACAGUGGGGCAUCUUAGACCAGGUGAUGAAGUAUUAGAAUGGAACGGAAGGCUACUACAAGGAGCCACCUUUGAGGAGGUGUAUAACAUAAUUUUAGAAUCCAAACCUGAGCCACAAGUGGAGCUUGUCGUUUCAAGACCAAUAGGGGACAUUCCCAGAAUACCUGACAGCACACAUGCACAGCUGGAGUCCAGUUCUAGUUCAUUUGAAUCUCAAAAAAUGGACCGACCUUCUAUUUCAGUGACUUCUCCUAUGAGUCCUGGCAUGUUAAGGGAUGUUCCGCAGUUCUUGUCUGGACAACUUUCAAGCCAAAGCCUUAGUAGAAGAACAACGCCUUUUGUUCCUAGGGUUCAGAUAAAACUGUGGUAUGACAAGGUUGGUCAUCAGUUAAUAGUGACAAUAUUGGGAGCAAAGGAUCUUCCUUCAAGGGAAGAUGGGAGGCCAAGGAAUCCUUAUGUUAAAAUUUACUUUCUUCCAGACAGAAGUGAUAAAAAUAAAAGAAGAACAAAAACAGUAAAGAAAACAUUGGAACCUAAGUGGAAUCAGACAUUCAUUUAUUCUCCAGUUCAUCGGAGAGAGUUUAGAGAACGAAUGUUAGAAAUUACUCUUUGGGACCAAGCACGAGUUCGAGAGGAAGAAAGUGAAUUUUUAGGAGAGAUUCUUAUUGAGUUAGAGACGGCAUUACUAGACGAUGAACCUCACUGGUACAAACUUCAAACGCAUGAUGUCUCCUCAUUGCCACUUCCCCAUCCCUCACCAUAUUUGCCACGCAGACAACUCCAUGGCGAGAGUCCCACACGGAGGUUACAAAAUAAAGGCUUAUAUUCAUAUAAUUCAGGGUCCAAAAGAAUCAGCGACAGUGAAGUCUCUGAUUAUGACUGUGAUGAUGGAAUUGGUGUUGUUUCAGAUUAUCGACAUAAUAGAGAUCUUCAAAGUUCAACGCUAUCAGUGCCAGAACAAGUUAUGUCAUCUAAUCAUUGCUCUCGAUCAGGGUCCCCUCACCGUGGAGAUAGUAUAGGACGGACUAGAUCGUGGUCUCCCAGUGUCCCUCCCCCACAAAGUCGGAAUGUGGAUCAGGGACCACGAGGGACUCGAUCUACUCCUGUGCAUUACAAUACCCUGAACCGAAUGGAUAGACACCGUGUUAUAGAUGACCACUACUCCCCGGACAGAGAGAGUCAUUAUAUUACUUUACCUCGUUCCCGGUACACCCAGUCCACAGAUCACCAUUACAGAGAUGCCAGCCAGGAUCACACAAUGUAUCCUCUAUUUUGUGAAGAUGCAAUCAGAUUACUUCGCUCCCGUAAGAUGUGCCGUACCUAUUCUGAGGGUGCUUACUAUGAUCUUGAGAGGAGGAGUAGGCAGGAGAGAAGAGUGCCUAAUUCAUAUUAUGACGACACAACCUAUAUUCCUGAAAGGUGGUACAAUGGUGCAAGUUCAUGGGCAGAUCAUGUAGUCAAUGGUUCAGCUGAAAAUUAUGGGAAUUGUGAAGCAGCAGAUAGACAGCCAUAUCAAAGAUCCAGAUCAACAGAGCAACGUCCUAUGCUAGAGCGGACCAACUCCCGCUCCCGAUCCACAGAGCGUCCUGACUCAAACCUCAUCAGGUCGAUGCCUUCAUUAAUGACUGGAAGAUCUGCCCCUCCUUCACCUGCCUUACCGAGGUCACAUCCUCGAACUGGGUCUGUUCAGACAAGUCCAUCAAGUACUCCAGUAGUAGGGCGAAGGGGCAGGCAGUUACCGCAGCUCCCACCAAAGGGGACGUUGGAGAGAAACAAUGGAGACAAGGAGAUAGAAUCUUAUGAAGAAGUUACAUGGGAGGACCAGCAGAAAAAGAUGAAUGGUACAAUAGCUGAUGACAAACCAUUGCCGAAAAAGAAACACCAUUCUGAGCCAGAAGAAAAGAAAGCAGAUCCAGAGAAUGGGGAUACAGGUGCAAUGGAUGUAGAAGAGAGGAAUCGCCAAAUGAAAAUGAGCAAGUACAAACAGGUAGCAGGAUCAGAUUCCAGGCUGGAACAAGAUUAUCAUUCUAAGUAUCGGUCAGGACGGGAUCCUCAGCGAGGCUCAGACAAUGUUUCCAAUAAGUCUUCAGACAGUGAUGUCAGUGAUGUGUCUGCUGUGUCACGGACAAGCAGCGCUUCACGUUUCAGCAGCACAAGCUACAUGUCCGUCCAGUCAGAGCGUCCAAGAGGAAACAAGAAAAUAAGUGUCUUUACAUCCAAAAUGCAAAGCAGACAGAUGGGCGCCUCAGGAAAGAACAUGACUAAGAGCACCAGCAUCGGCGGGGACAUGUACACACUGGAGAAGAAUGAUGGCAGCCAGUCGGACACAGCAGUGGGCACUGUUGGCGGUGGCGGCAAAAAGAGACGCUCCAGCAUCGGUGCAAAGAUGGUCGCCAUCGUGGGUCUCUCGCGAAAAAGCCGUAGCACGUCACAACUCAGCCAAACUGAAGCAGGGGGCAAGAAGCUGCGGAGCACUGUCCAGAGGAGCACUGAGACAGGGCUGGCUGUGGAGAUGAGGAACUGGAUGACCCGUCAGGCCAGCCGGGAGUCAACGGAUGGGAGCAUGAACAGCUACAGCUCUGAGGGAAAUUUGAUUUUCCCUGGUGUGAGGUUGGCUGCAGACAGCCAGUUCAGUGAUUUUCUGGAUGGACUUGGUCCUGCCCAGCUUGUAGGACGACAGACUUUGGCAACACCAUCAAUGGGAGAUAUCCAGGUGGGAAUGAUGGACAAGAAAGGACAACUGGAAGUAGAAAUAAUCCGAGCCCGUGGCCUUGUUGUAAAACCAGGUUCAAAGACACUGCCAGCACCAUAUGUAAAGGUGUAUCUGUUAGAAAAUGGAGUCUGCAUAGCCAAAAAGAAAACAAAGGUAGCAAGAAAAACGCUGGAACCACUUUAUCAGCAACUUCUAUCAUUUGAAGAAAGUCCCCAAGGAAAAGUUUUACAGAUAAUUGUUUGGGGAGACUAUGGACGUAUGGAUCACAAAUCCUUUAUGGGAGUGGCACAGAUACUUUUAGAUGAGCUGGACCUGUCCAACAUGGUGAUUGGGUGGUUCAAGCUCUUCCCUCCUUCUUCCCUAGUAGACCCAACUUUAGCUCCUCUCACUAGAAGAGCUUCCCAAUCAUCUCUUGAAAGUUCAACAGGACCUUCGUAUGCUCGCUCAUAG